Megalopta genalis is the source of this 996-nucleotide messenger RNA. The record is from RefSeq and is a predicted model, not a curated record. NCBI's taxonomy places the organism in Eukaryota, Metazoa, Arthropoda, Insecta, Hymenoptera, Halictidae.
AUACACGUUAGAAGUCCUCGGAUUUGACAUGAAAUCGGGAGGAACACUUACAGGAUUACCAUACAUAGCUAGACUCGGUGCUGGAGUAUUGUUUGCUGCAGCCGGAGAUUACGUACGAAGGAAGAAGGUUUUAUCUUUAGGAUGGAUUCGAAAAAUAUUUAUGAUUUUCUCGCAUAUGGGCCCAGCGAUUGCUUUAAUUAUAAUGACAUAUGCUGGUUGCGACGCAAUAACCGCAAUUGUCAUGCUGAACGUGGCAUUAUCGUUCAAUGGGGCUGCGUGUCAGACUAAUUUGCAGAAUCAUCAAGAUUUGGCUCCGAACUUUGCUGGUUCCUUGUACGGAAUUAUGAACACGUUUGGCAGCUUCCCUGGAUUUAUUAUUCCACCAAUUAUUGGAGCGCUGACAAACGAAAGGAACGGAGUAGAAGAAUGGCGCGUGAUGUUCUGGAUCUCGGCUGGAGUAUUUACAUCUGCGACGAUAUUGUUCUGGAUAUUUGGUUCAGCUGAGAUACAACCAUGGAAUGAUGUGAAAGAGCAUGAAGUGGUCUCACCCUCCGAUGAGGAGAAACAGAUGACUGAGAUACCUAUAAAGGAGGUAGCAACAGAAGACGAAAGCGAAAACGAACGGCUGUAACUUUAACAAUUAUUUAAGAAUCGGAAAAACGUAAUAGGCGUUGGAUAGGAAUUAAAAAUCUAUUACUUAAACGCAGCAGCAUUUUUUGAGGAUCGUCGACAAAUGUUUUCUACUUUGCCACUACAUACAAAACAAACGAGAAUCAGUUUUAUAAAUCGCACAUAUAACUGGUAAGCUAUUUUUGAGUCAAUUAUAUGAUAUUCAUUUUUAUACAUUCGUUAAUCUUGGGGAUUAAUCUCGUACAUUCGUUAAUCCUGAAGAUAGUUUGGGACACGUACAAAAAUCAGUCUUUUAUAGGGUAGAUCCUACAAACGUUAAACAAGUGAAUAGAAAAUGUAAAAAUACUAUAUAAAAUCUAACUAGGA